ACAAGUGUGAAAAUAAAUGUCAAGGUGAUUAUGUGAGCUGAGGUAUGUAUUCUCGAGGAAAUCCUGGAGUCUAGUUACAAAUUGUUUAGUGAAUGCAUCAAUUUUUGGAGAGACUCAGAAAUCAUUCAAAUUUCGAUAUUUCGUCGAUAAUAUUUAUUAAAUAAAUUAAUAUUUAUUAAUGAAUUUAUGUUCAUCAAUGAAUUACUAAUCAGUCAUUAAUAAAUUACUAAUCAGUCAUUAAUGAAUUGAUUAACAUGCAUUUUUUUUUAGUAUGAAACUGAAAAAGAGAAAUUUAAAUAAAUAAAUUCGUAUAUAUUUCAUCAGAUUUGUGAUUGUUUAAAUAAUUGUCACCACAAAUUAAAUGGAGGCGACGGACGAAAACUCUGAGACGGAAUUCGAUGAUCAUGAUGUCAUAACGGAAUUACCAGUGGAUAAUCAGAAGGAGAAGAAAAUUCCACGUGGAAAAUCGAUUUUUUUCAAUGGUUUCACCCAGAUUUUGAAAAGACUAUGGAAGUUAAGUCAAACGGAUGUCGAUGGGACUUUUUUCGUGGAAUACCUAGAUAAGGUCAUCGAGAUAUUCCUGAUCCCCUGUCAUGUGCUCAUGUAUUUUACAGAUAAUCAUUACCUCAGAAAAAUUGCGAGGAUAACGAUUCAGUUAUCUUUGGAGGCAUUCCUUUAUGUUUUAUUUGCUGGUGCAUCGAUAUUCAUAGUUGUAAUUCUCAAUCUCGAGGAACAAUUUCUACAUCGGAGAAAUGAUGAUGAAGCCAAUGACGAUGUAAUAUCUGGAAAAAUCGUAGGAGUAGAUCAGGGAAGGACGAGACAGCCUCAGCAAAAUUACCCACCGAGAUAUCCUUCCCAGCAGAUUCCAUAUUAUCCUCAACAACCAAAUCAAUUUCCACAACAACCACCAGUUCAGAGGCAGCAAAAUCAGCCCAACACGCUCAAUACAGAAUGGGUCUGCACAGAUCCUAAAACAGGAACAACCAUGAUAAUUGCGACUGAUGGUGUGAGGCAGCCAGUGAAUCGUAAUCAGGAUAAAUCUUAUCAGGACAACCCGUGGCUGCAGAAUCUCCCGAAAGAUUGGAAUCGUCAGCCCAAUCUCGAUAGACCCAAUGGUAUUCAGUCUACACCUUCACCCAUCAUCACGACUGUUCCUUCAACAACUUCUUCGACAAAAGCUCCUUUCCCCAGUUUAGAUAAUUUCGACUGGACUCAAUUUCUUGAUAAAACAACAAAACAACCGCCCACCGAUGGAGAAGGAAUUCUUGAACCUCGAGGCGGCAGUCGCUGAUGGAAAAUUAAAUAAAUCUCAGGCAUUAACUCUUCAGGUUGAUUACUGUAACUGGAGUAAUUAAAAUUAUUACAGAUAAACUAGGAGACGAACUGAAUGUUUUGAAUGAUUCAGAAAAUUUAUGUGAGUCAUGAAAUGUACGUAAUUAAUGUUCAAAUUAAUAAAUAAUAGUAAAACAAU
Fopius arisanus is the source of this 1471-nucleotide messenger RNA. RefSeq lists its product as uncharacterized. The transcript is spliced from 6 exons. NCBI's taxonomy places the organism in Eukaryota, Metazoa, Arthropoda, Insecta, Hymenoptera, Braconidae. The record is from RefSeq and is a predicted model, not a curated record. The coding region runs from base 362 to 1291 and encodes 309 amino acids.